Cyprinus carpio (common carp) is the source of this 334-nucleotide messenger RNA. Its product is annotated as deoxyribonuclease-1-like. NCBI's taxonomy places the organism in Eukaryota, Metazoa, Chordata, Actinopteri, Cypriniformes, Cyprinidae. The record is from RefSeq and is a predicted model, not a curated record. The transcript is spliced from 4 exons. Bases 56 to 316 code for a protein of 86 amino acids.
UCUCUACAGUCUUUUUUGUUUUUUCAGUGCAACCUUGGACCAGUGCUUGGGCAUCAUGAAGGUCGCCUCUUUUAACAUCCAGAAAUUUGGGAAAUCAAAACUCUCUGAUCCGUUUGUGCUGAAAACCCUGAUCAAGAUUGUGUCACGCUAUGACAUCAUUGUUAUUCUCGAAGUGGUGGACUCCAGCGGAGAUUCAGUGGAUAAUUUUCUCAAAGAGCUGAAUAAGUUCAACAAGACGCACCGUUACACCUUGGAGAUCAGCACACGCCUGGGAAGAGAAAGUUACAAAGAACAGUUUAUGUUCCUCUACAGGUAACUGCGUAAUUUUGAAGAU